GGAUGAUCCUGUGAGUCCUCCUCCCAAACCGACAACUGAAGGUGAUUCAGCUACUGAAUCACUAUCACUAAUGGCAAACGAUGAAGUUGUUCUUCCCCAAGAAGAUGCUCAGCCUGGGGGGUCAACAGUGGAGACCACAGACGAUACAAAGCCCCAAGAACCCACAGAAGAACACAUCCAAAAUGGUGAAGCACAACCAGAAAACACUGUCGCAGACUUAGCUGAAGAAAACAAGGAAGGAGCUGCUGAUGCGCCAGUCGACCAAUCAAAUGCAGGAGACAAAGAGAGCGCCGCUGAAGUCUCUGCAGAUAUUCAUGUCCAAAAUGAAGCACUGACAUUUUCUUCAACAAAGGAAAACCCAGAGGCAGUAUCUCCUGCAGAGCCAGCCGAGCAACCGGUUGUAACAGCUGAAAGUAAAGUGGAACAUGCCGAUACCACAGCUGAGCAGUCAAAUGGAGAUCCCACCCAGGCCAAGGUCUCUGCAGAUGCUGUCGUGGAAGAUCCUGUUGCAGAAACCUCAGGUGUGGCUGGAACAGGGGAGAAGAAAGAACCUGCCGAAGUCCCUGCUGAUGCUUUCGAAGUCAAACCUCAAGAGGAAACUUCAGUCGAAACUGAGCCGGCAAAUGAUGUACACCUCGAGGGCGGAACGGUAGAAUCAACUGAACAAGCUGCAGAGAUUCCUCAGGAAGAUGCCGGAGAGGUUUUUGAGGCAGUAGCUGCGGUUGUGGUGGAGUCUUCACAUGAUACGAAUGACGGGAUUCAUGCAACACCAGAAGAAGAGGCUCCUCUGCAAAACAGUGUGGAACCAAUCCCAGAUUUAUUGUUCGAAUCUCUGGCCAAAUCAUUAAAUCUCCAUCCUGUAUCAGAAUCGCUGAAUCAGUCUGCUGCCAACACCACGGUCGAGUCUGAAGAGUCAAAGGUUGAAGCUGCAGCUCCAACAGAAGCAUCUUUAAAGACCAGAGCUGAAGAGGUGCCCGAGAGUGAAGUCCAGCCUGUUGAUGACACCGCACCUGAGAAAGCAGCAGAUCCUGUGCAGGUGGAGUCGGACAUCACUGACGCUGUUGAACCUGUAGCUGCCUCAGAGGGUGGAGCGCUUCAGAGUGUGUUACCUGACGGAGGCAUUGAACUGACUGAUGCAUUAGAUGUGGAGCCGCCCACAACUGAAGCUGCCCCUGAACCUGAACCUGUGGACGAUCCAGAACAGUCCCACUCAGAGGAGGCCGAACCGAACCAGUCUGAUGAUACCAAUACCACUGAUGUGUUUCAAAAGCCCAGAGAGGAGCAACAAUCCAAGUACACUCUGAAAUGUGGUGUGUGUGCUAAGGGCCUUGGAGAGUUGCUGAUGCCCAUGUUUCUGCGUGACCAGUUGGUCCAGUGUGAUGGCUGCUUCUUCUCGAGGCGUGAAGCCUGA
Hippoglossus stenolepis (Pacific halibut) is the source of this 1411-nucleotide messenger RNA. RefSeq names its product retinitis pigmentosa 1-like 1 protein. NCBI's taxonomy places the organism in Eukaryota, Metazoa, Chordata, Actinopteri, Pleuronectiformes, Pleuronectidae. The transcript is spliced from 5 exons. The coding region runs from base 71 to 1411 and encodes 446 amino acids. The record is from RefSeq and is a predicted model, not a curated record.